Molecule: messenger RNA, 216 nt
Organism: Vittaforma corneae ATCC 50505
Lineage: Eukaryota; Fungi; Microsporidia; Nosematidae
Exons: 1
Coding region: 1-216 (71 amino acids)
Molecular function (GO): thymidine kinase activity; ATP binding
Source: RefSeq, a predicted model, not a curated record
AUGGCCAUCUUGAAAUUCAAUGCUGGUCCUGUGGCCUCUGGAAAGACCGUCGAUCUCAUUCUAAGAGCCAACCAACUUCAGACCGUUGAAGGAAGUGAGCAUGUCCUCAUCUUUAAGCCCACAAUAGACACUAGGUUUUCGCCAAAAGUGGUUAGGUCGGCAUCUGGACUGGAGAUAAAAGUCACAAGGCUGAUUAGUCCAGCAGACAACCUCUAG